Messenger RNA from Acanthoscelides obtectus, 1263 nucleotides. The record is from the annotation of a GenBank genome assembly. Lineage: Eukaryota; Metazoa; Arthropoda; Insecta; Coleoptera; Chrysomelidae.
CACAGUCGAAGUACGAAACACCGUGCCGGUCAUAGGCUACUUUGACAGAAAGUGUCAAAACUAAGAACUCGUUUGAUAGUACUGAAUCGUCGCGGAAACCUUACAAACCGUGUCGAAUAAUGGACGAUCUUAUAUUACUCGGCUUUUUUAUACAGUUGAAAUCUUCUUUAGCUUUUUCCGGGAUAUGCAUAGUGUACGUAACAGAGAGAAUUUUGUGGUAAAGUUCAGUGGCGUUUAAUUGAUAGCGUUCAAGAGAGAUUUAUGAAAAGGCGGUUUGUGCUGGAAAACUUGUGAUAAUUGAAGGCUUUGUAGGCAUUGAAAAACUUUUGUGGUAUCUCUCGGGUUAUGGAGAUUGUUAUGCGGAUCUAGAAGUUUCCGAAGAAUAUAGUGACAAAACGUGCUUGUGCGUGGGCUUUUUAUACGGCUUCAAUGGGUAGAAAAGUUCGAUACCCGAAUAUACAGUAGAAUUUAGUAUAGUGCAGUUUAUAAGGUGUGUUGCUACGACUGCUGGAGCUUAUCGAAAUAUCUUGGUGGAUGCCUCAGAGCUGGUGAUACGAUUUCAAAGAGACGAAGUGGACUAAAUGAACAAGAACUCGAAGGAACCAUAGUCGACUGCAGUAGUGCUACAGUGACAGACACCUUCGUCAAUCUCAUUCUCUAGCUAGUCGAAACAUGCUCCUGCACGCACCGAACGUUGCCAUUAUCCUGAUGACUUUAUGUACGGUGUCGAGGGUGGUAGAAGCCGCCCCUCAGAUGGGCUACGACGAUAAUUACAGCCCUUUCGUGAAACAGUAUACGCGAAACGUGACACUGAAGCAGGGCAUGCUCCAAGGUGUUAUAUACGAUCUCCACUUCUCUUCGGCUGAUGCGCGACCGACUCCUGUAGAAGUUUUCAGGGGGGUACCGUACGCUGCACCACCUGUUGGGAACCUACGCUUCAUGCCUACAAGGCAAGCGCCAUCUUGGAGUCAAACUGAGCCCAAGCUGUUCGACAAGUUUGCUCCUGUUUGCCCGCAAAGGUUCCCAGAUAUAGGCAAGAUGUCUGAGAUGAGAAAACAACAGUUCGAGAAGCUGCAAUCUCAUCUUCUAAACCAAAGCGAGGAUUGCCUGUAUCUAAAUAUAUACGCACCAUAUCAAGGUAAGAUGACUUUUAUUAGGAGUUUUAAAAAUAGCCGCGUCAUAAAUUAUCGGAGCACCUUAUGUUGGAAACUCGCAUUAAUGGCUCUUAAUUUUCCCUCAUUUCCUAAAUUUUCUCGAAGAUAA